Molecule: messenger RNA, 2989 nt
Organism: Poeciliopsis prolifica (blackstripe livebearer)
Lineage: Eukaryota; Metazoa; Chordata; Actinopteri; Cyprinodontiformes; Poeciliidae
Gene: ica1
Product: islet cell autoantigen 1
Exons: 13
Coding region: 248-1570 (440 amino acids)
Biological process (GO): regulation of transport
Cellular component (GO): Golgi apparatus
Molecular function (GO): protein domain specific binding
Source: RefSeq, a predicted model, not a curated record
CCUGACCUGUGCAGAGUGGCUGCAGGAUGCGGGAUGUUUGUGUCUCCUCCGUGAAGAGGAGGGCAGAGCGCUCUGACUGACGUCAGCUUGUUUCGUGCGGACGGACAAUGAGCAGCUGUGUGUUCAAAUGUGCAGAAUAAAGCCGGGCCUGAAAUCUGCUGCUGCUGCUGCUGCUGCAUCGACAGAGGAGAUGCGGCGCUGCUGCCGUUUCUGCAUGCUGCAUUUCUCGCUCAGGUCGUCUUAAAAAAUGGAGGCCAAACAUCUCGGCUCCUCUGGAGAACAUCUGGACCGCUUCGUCCGGGACCGAGACUCGUCGGUGGUGAACAAGUUCCAGAAGAAGUUCUGGAAAACCAAGCAGACGCUGAUCAGAGUCACGGGGAAGAAAGAGGAUGAGCACGUUGUGGCGUCAGACGCCGUCCUGGACGCCAAGCUGGAGGUCUUCCACUCCAUCCAGAGAACAUGCAUGGAGCUGCUGAAGGUCAUAGAGCGAUACCAGAGGAGGAUCUGCUUCCUCUCUCAGGAGGAAAACGAUUUGGGUCGAUUCCUUCGCCUCCAGGGGUCGCAGGACAAAAGCCGCGCUGGGAAGAUCAUGCAGGCGACAGGGAAAGCUCUCUGCUUCUCCUCCCAGCAGAGGCUGGCUCUGAGGAAACCUCUGUGCCGCCUGUACCAGGAGAUCGAGACUUUCCGUUACCGGGCCAUCUCCGACACGUGGCUGACGGUGAAUCGGAUGGAGCAGUGUCGGACCGAGUACCGCGGAGCCUUGCUCUGGAUGAAGGACGUCUCUCAGGAGCUCGAUCCAGACACGCACAAACAGAUGGAGAAAUUUCGCAAGGUUCAGGCUCAGGUUCGGACGACUAAAAGCAGCUUCGACAAGUUAAAGAGCGACGUCUGCCAGAAGGUUGACCUGCUGGGGGCGAGCCGCUGCAACCUCCUCUCACACAUCCUGACCACAUACCAGACGACUCUUUUGCACUUCUGGGGGAAAACGUCUCACACCAUGGCGGCCAUACACGAAAGCUUCAAGGGCUGCCAGCAGAAUGAGGACUCCACGGACAAAAAGACAGGGAAGGAAACAUCGGAAAGGGAAACAGAGGAGAGAAGAAAUGAGACAACUAAUGACCAACUAAUCUCAUUAGGACAUGAAGAAAAAAGUGAAAAGAUGAGAGAAGAAUUGGAUGGUGAGGAGGACAGUCUGGCUCUGCUCAAUGAGAUCCUGGGCGGUUUGUUUGUGGACGAUUUUUCCCAGGAAUGGACCAAAGGGUCUGGAGACACGGCGGUGAGCGCCGGUCCGCCCGACACCCAGCAGCAGGAAAACUCCUUCUUUUUGCCGUCGCAGCUUUUGGACCAAAGCUUGAACAAGUCUUCUGCCUCAGACUGGACCGGGAUUGUCCCACAGCCAGAAUCAUCACCUGGAUCUGGACAGAACCCCCUAAAGCCAGCGGUGAAAGAAACAAGCGGACCAUCCAAAGAUCUGUCAGCCUGGUUCGACCUGUUCGCUGACCUGGACCCUCUCUCCAAUCCAGAUGCAAUCGGAGCAGCCAGCAGAGAAAACGAGCUUCACACUGCAUAGUUCGUCCUGAACGACAUCCAUUUGUUUUGGCUUCAGCUGCAAACUGUUCCCAGUACGAUGAUGAUCAUCAGAGGCUGGAAGACUGGAUUUUUAAACUUCCUCCAAACGGCAAAAGAAACUAACGCACAAUCAAUCAAUUAGAUUCUUUUGAUUUUGAAUUAUACAGAAGUCAAAUCAACAAUUGGAUGUUACUACUGGUAGAAACCACAAAGAAGACAGGAAGUAAAAUGAGGAAGAUGGCACAGCAUUUGUUUAAAUUACUUACUGUGUGAACAAAACUUGUUCAAACCUGAUUUAAUGGCAUUUAUUUAAUAGAAAUGGCAAAAUUGUCUUUUUUUAUAUUAGCAAAAUAUUAAAGUUUUGCGCACAUUUGUAGCACAGGAGGAAUAUUCCUCAUAAAAAAUUAACCCCCUUUGUCGAAACACUUAACUAUAGAUGAAAUUCUGCAAUUAUUCUUCAAUUAAAAAUGUUUCUGUAAUCUAAUUAAAAUUAAACAUUAAUUUGAGUUUUAAUUUGUAUAACGUCCAAGAAAUAAAAGAAGUGUUGAUUUGAUUGUGGAAUAUUGUCAUCUAAAGGUGAAAAAAUUUAAAAAUUAACAAAAAAAGACUCAGCUACUGAAACUUUUAGCAAAAAGAAGUGAGAAAAUCCAGCCUUCAGCAGAACUCUGCUGUAUUUUACAGCUGUAAAAGUUGAAACUGGUCACAGAACGUUGGUAUUUUAAUUCUUCUUAACCAUCAUUACGAAAGUUUAACUUUAGCAAUUGUUUGGAGAUUUUAAUCUAGAUUUAAACCUGAUGGAAUAUUUAGAAAGUGGUCAAGUUAAAUUUUAAUUUACGUUUCACAAGGAAUUUUAUUCAAACAGCGACUCAUGUUGCUAUCAGAUGCAAAAUGCACAUCUGUUAUAGUUUGUUUUGUAAACUUGAUUUCAAGAGUCUCUUAAUUAAGAGUCGUGGAAAUCAGACGUUUCUUCCACUCACAGUUCAAGCUUUCAAUCAACAACUUAAAGGUUUUGCACUGAGUUUUUCUAAGACAUGCAGUUGGUGUUGAAACUGCUUCAUUUGAAGAGAUUCCCUCUGGAGUUACAUAAACUCAUUGCUGCAUGCUGUCGCUUUAGUUAUACUGUUGGUCAUCACUGCUUUGUUUCUUUUUCUAAAGUCUUUAGACGUUUGUAUUUUCCAGGGAUGCUCCUUGUGGGCAAUAUUCAGUUUUAAUUUUAUUUUUUGAGCCAAUAAAACACAAUAAGACACAAUAUACUAAAGCUGAUGAAAAUGCUGCAUCAACUAUAUAUAUAUGAGGAGGAAUGUCUUAAGACUGCCGUGUCAAACUCAUUCUCAUUAUGGGCCAUAUCAAAACCGUGAAUAAUUUGAAGGGCUGGUUGUGGCAAAAUAUGUAAGUAAAACUGUUAAAAUAUUCACACUGA